AUGUUCCAAAAUGGUAAUACUAAACAUGAUGAUCAAGAUUCAUUAUCCGAUGGUGUAACAGUCAAACAAUUAUUUGAAAAUAAUGAUGGUUUAACAUAUAAUGAUUUUAUUAUUCUACCUGGUUUUAUUAGUUUUCCAUCGGAUAAUGUUUCACUUCAAUCUAAACUUACAAAAUUAAUUGCUAUUAAAACACCAUUUGUAUCCAGUCCAAUGGAUACUGUUUCAGAAUCAUCAAUGGCUAUUGCAAUGGCAUUAAAUGGUGGAAUUGGAAUAAUUCAUCAUAAUUGUUCAAUUGAUUAUCAAGUAAGUGAAGUAAGACGUGUUAAACGAUAUGAACAAGGUUUUAUAACUGAUCCAUUAACACUUGGUCCAACUAAUACAGUUGCAGAUGUUUAUGCUAUUAAAAAAUUACAUGGAUUUUCUGGUAUUCCGGUGACUGAAAGUGGAAAAAUUAAUAGCAAAUUAUUAGGCUUAAUAACAUUUCGUGAUAUUGAUUUUUUACCUAAAGAUCAACGGUCAACUAUUCCUGUUAGUCAAGUAAUGACACCAAUUGAAGAACUUAUUACAGCUAAAAAUGAUCUUACACUUAAAGACGCUUAUAAUAUUUUACAACGAAGUAAAUUACCUAUUGUUGAUUCCAAUGGUGAUCUCGUUUCAUUAAUUGCUCGUACUGAUUUGGAAAAAAAUCGUGAUUAUCCAUUAGCAUCAAAAGAUAAUCGUCGACAGUUAUUAUGUGGAGCAGCCAUAGGUACACGAAAAGAAGAUGAAAAACGUCUUGAAGCUCUUGUACAAGUUGGUGUUGAUGUUAUUGUACUUGAUUCAUCACAAGGAAAUUCUAUCUAUCAGAUUGAUAUGAUAAAACAUAUUAAAAAAAAUUAUCCACAUAUACAAGUUAUUGCAGGCAAUGUUGUUACACAGGCACAAGCAAAAAGUUUAAUUUAUGCUGGUGCUGAUGCACUUCGUGUUGGUAUGGGUAGUGGAUCAAUUUGUAUAACACAAGAAGUUAUGGCUGUUGGACGAGCUCAAGCAACAGCCGUUUAUAAAGUAGCUGAAUAUGCUCGUCAAUUUGAUAUACCAAUUAUUGCUGAUGGUGGAAUAUCAUGUGUUGGACAUAUUGUUAAGGCAUUAACAUUAGGAGCUGAUUGCAUUAUGAUGGGUUCCUUAUUAGCCGGUACACAGGAAGCACCUGGUGAAUAUUAUUAUCAAGAUGGUGUUCGACUUAAAAAAUAUCGUGGUAUGGGUAGUCUCGAUGCAAUGAAUGCAUGUCAAGAAUUAUCUGCUGCAAGUCGAUAUUAUUCUGAAACAGAUCAUGUUAAAGUUGCACAAGGUGUUGCAGGAAGUGUUGUAGAUAAAGGUAGUGUUCAUCGAUUUAUUGGUGGUUAUCUAUAUACAGGUAUACAAAAAUCACUUCAAGAUAUUGGUUGUCAAUCAGUUAAACAAUUACAUGAUGAAUGUAAUCAAGGUGUUAUUAAAGUUGAAAAACGUACAGCAUCAGCUCAACUUGAAGGUGGAGUACAUAAUUUACAUUCAUAUGAAAAAAAACUUUUUUAA
Messenger RNA from Rotaria sp. Silwood2, 1551 nucleotides. NCBI's taxonomy places the organism in Eukaryota, Metazoa, Rotifera, Eurotatoria, Philodinida, Philodinidae. The record is from the annotation of a GenBank genome assembly.